GUAAGAUCAUCCGAGAAUGUACCAUGAGGGCCUUCCGAGGGACAAGACUGCGCAAAUCAAUAGUUGUCGCGUCACCCUCUGGUCAAUCCCUCUGUGGCAGUUUGAUGAAACGCUGGUUCCGUGCUGACCAACGAACGAAGUCAGGUAUAAAAGAUGCAAAGGAAGACCGUGACGCAUUGAGGCGAUUCACCUCAGGCCGCUGGCUAUGGCGCGAGCAGGAGCAACUGGCGUGUCGGUACGUUCGGUUCGAGCUUCGCGCGCUGUUAGACAUUGCCGCCUCUUUUCUUGGAGCACAAUUCUGCACUCGUGUCCUGAAGCUCGCCGAGGGGCAGUAUAACAAGGUGUUCUUGCUAACUAUGAACGAUGGGCGCGAGUGUAUCGCCAAAUUACCCAACCCCAACGCAGGUCGACCUCAUUUCACGACGGCGAGCGAGGUUGCAACGAUGGACUUUCUACGAAAUGUUUUGGAAUUGCCUGUUCCGCAGGUCUAUGCAUGGAGCUCCAGGGCAGCUGAGAAUCCCGUAGGCGCUGAGUUUAUCUUGAUGGAGAAACAGCCUGGUGUGAUGCUCAGCGAUGUGUGGGAUUCGUUGAAAGGGAAAUCGAGAGCUCAGCUUGUGCUGCAGGUCGUCGACCUAGAAAAGACCCUUGCUGCGACUAAGUUCACCGGCUAUGGAGCCUUGUACUACAAGAAAGACUCUCCUCCCUCAAGGGCAGCCACAGCACCUUUGUAUGUAGACAGCAAUCGCAAGACGCUGCCCAGCGAUAAAUUCGUGAUCGGGCCAACGAACCACCGUGCAUUCUUCGACUUUGGCCGGGGGUCAUUGGACAUUGAUCGCGGGCCGUGGACCUCCGCCACCGAAUUGGUGACAGCAGUGGCCAACCGGGAGAUCGCGACCACGAGGAAGGGCCUGAAAUACCCACUAAUGCCCGAAGGGCUUUUCCGUGGCCCGCGUCAAUACCAGCCUAACACCGCCAAGAAGCUCGCCACGCUGAACAACUACCUGAGGGUGGCCGCUUCCACCCUCCCAGAGAACCCCACCAGCCACGCAUCAGUCCUCUGGCACGGGGAUCUGAACCUGCAGAACAUCUUCGUCGAUCCAGCCGAGCCAACUCGAAUCACAGGGAUCAUCGACUGGCAAUCCACGAGUCUUAGCCCGCUCUUCACGCAGGUCACCCGUCCCGCCUUCCUGGAAUACAACGGCCCUCUCCCCGAGAGCUUAGAUAAAGUCCCUCUUCCCGUCAACUUCGACUCGCUAAGCCCAGCGGACCAGCGCGACGCAAAGGCCCUGCACCAGGCGCAGACGCUGCAUAACCUCUACCUCGCGCGAUCGCUGCAGGUCAACCCUGCCGUCUUCGACGCGAUCCAGGGCCACCGCACCCUCAGACAUCAGGUCAGCGUUCUCCCGGGGUUGACAAUCAUGGAUUACGAGCCGUGUCUCGCUGAUUUUCUGAGGGAUGUGCAGAAGCAGUGGCCGGAUAUUGUUGGGCGCGGGCCGGAUGGUGCCUUGCUAGUGUCUUGUCCGUUGCAGUUCUCCGUCGAUGAGGUGCGGGCCCUCGAACGGGACGCGGAGCUGUGGGCUCGCGGUGUCGCGCUCAUGGAGGAGUUUAUUAGUGAUACGGGCUGUUUCAAGCAUUGGGAUGGGAGAGUGAGCGUGCAGGAUUACGAGCUCUCGAGGAAACAGCUGGAUGACGGGGUGGAGAGGUUUCUGCGGCGGGAGGCGAGGAGCGAUGAGAAGCGCAGAGAGUGGCUUGAGGUUUUGCCGUUUGUGGAUUGAUACGGGGUUGCCGUUGACCAUGCGUAGUGGUAGUAGACUGUGAGUUGAUAUCGCUAGAGAAGUUAAAGCAGCAGACGGUUGCAUGGGAAGGAGAUUGGGAAAGAUUUCCGAUCGUUCAGCCCUACGCUCGCUCCACACCCCCUUCAGGACGGACAAGCUCCUCCCGAGCCGAGAUUAGGUUCAACAUUAGAUACAAGGCGAGACAGUCUUGACAUACAGCCAGUGUCGAG
This is a messenger RNA of Aspergillus homomorphus CBS 101889, 2005 nucleotides long. RefSeq names its product aminoglycoside phosphotransferase family protein. Gene Ontology annotation, cellular component: mitochondrion. The record is from RefSeq and is a predicted model, not a curated record. Lineage: Eukaryota; Fungi; Ascomycota; Eurotiomycetes; Eurotiales; Aspergillaceae. The transcript has 4 exons. The coding region runs from base 24 to 1775 and encodes 583 amino acids.